Messenger RNA from Pecten maximus, 1669 nucleotides. RefSeq names its product kelch-like protein 13. Gene Ontology annotation, molecular function: protein binding. NCBI's taxonomy places the organism in Eukaryota, Metazoa, Mollusca, Bivalvia, Pectinida, Pectinidae. The coding region runs from base 164 to 1414 and encodes 416 amino acids. The record is from RefSeq and is a predicted model, not a curated record. The transcript is spliced from 2 exons.
UAUGAGGUCGAUAGUGAAAAAAUUCUACCACAACCCGAAACGAACUGUAAACUAUAAACAUUGGGAUGAACCCAUAAUCCGAAAACGAAGUCAUUCAGCUAAAACAGAAAACUGAAUAAGGAGCAAAAAGGAAUUAUUCAUUGACAACGAGAAGAGAUAUAAUAUGACAAACCAGAGGCAUACAGACAUUGCAGUAGACACUGCUUCCCAUUGUUCCAGCGCAGACCAGCGUCCCCGUGUCAUGGCGCGCCAGUAUUCCUACCCUGCCAACAGCUCAGACCCUACUGGAGUUUUCAAUACUCUCGAUGCCAAAUCAAGAAAUGUCUUAGCAAAUUUCUUCAGAGAAGGGUACUUCACAGAUAAAAGUUGCAUUAACUCAAACAAUGUGGACAAAUUUCUAGCAAUAUCAAGACAACUACAUCAUAAACAACUGCAAACAGAAUGUGAAACAUUUAUUAGAAACAAUCGGCUAUGUCGUCGCCUGAGUUUGGCGCCAAGACUCGAGAACGAGGCUUCGCGUUAUCAGUUAAUGUUCACCAGAGAUGGAACUGACAGAACAUCUCUCGGAGUCCACUUGUAUGACUGUCGGUGUAAUUUCCAGAAGACAUGUCGUGUCCCAGAACUCUCCGGUGUCGGAUCAGGUUUUGCAGUUUGUUGUUUACAAGAUAAUAACUGUGACGCUCCCCAUGUGUACGUGUCUGGAGGUGGGAAGUGUUCCGGAGACGUUUAUCAUUGUGAUAUUGUAAUGAACAAAAGGAAGAAGUGUUCAAAAAAACUAGUGAAGGGUAGAUCUCGCCACUGUAUGACAUGUGUUCAGAACAAACUGUAUGUAUUAGGAGGACAGUGUAGCAAAGGGGAAACGAUUCGCACGGUGGAGGAAUUCACCCCCAAACGCCAUUCCUGGAAAACAGUUGGUAAUCUGGAAAUUGGUGUUCAUAGUGCAACUACUGUAGUUCAUGGCAAUAAUAUCUAUGUGCUUGGUGGAAUACUGGACAAUGGCAAGGAAACCGCGGUCGUUCAAAUGUUUGAUCCGAACACAAGAUCAUGUAAGCUUUUAGCAAGUCUCCCUUUCGCUGUAUCAGGGGCACAAGCUGUUGUAUUUAAAGAAAAGAUCUUUGUCACGUGCGGUAAUGGACGCCUCGUGACGUAUGACCCGGCGUCAAGCCAACAUGAGGUGUGCACGAACAUGCCCGAGUGCUGUAAAAACUUUGCAAUGUUCGCGGAAAAAGAAGGUAUCUUCUUUGCUGGUGGAAAAAUACGUAAUGAUGACAAUGCUCUUAAAACUGUGUACGUGUAUUCGCCCGAGAACUGCACGUGGCAUGUAACAGACAGAGACCUGUCCUCUCCACUAUCUGUAUAUGGUAACUGCUCAGUAGAAAUUCCAGCAGAAUACGGACUUGUUCCAUUUGGAUAAGUUCCUGUAACAUAAUCAUGUAUAAUUACCAAAGUUCUUAGCCGUGCAAUAUUUACAUACUUAUAGACAGAUUGCAAGUGUUUUGUUUUAUAUUUUUGCAUAAUAAUGAACAAGUAUAAGCAUAAUAAGGGUGUGUGAAAGAUGUUCAAUGUUUUUUAUAUACUUAUUUAUUGUCUUGAUGAAUGCGUUUUACAUGGUUCCUUUACAACUUUAAUACGCAAUGAAGCGAUGACAAAAUAAAAUUAUGAAAAUUUA